ACAGCACCGCCACAACCAAGCUCCGGGUUCCAGCCACACCGUACAUAAUGACAUCGACUCCGCGCAUUACGGCCUGAAUCCAAAACCCAUCCCUGUUUCAAGUCAUUGGCAUAUAGCAGGACAAUGGAUUCAACGAUGUUAUGAAAAGAGAUGCUUCUAAUUGCCUACUUCUAAACUGUUGAAAAUGGCUACAGUGCGAAUCUGCGUCUGUGGGGAUGAAGGCACUGGCAAGUCCAGUCUCAUCACAUCCCUGGUGAAGGGUGUGUUUGUGACUCACAAGAUCCAGCCUAUCCUACCCCAGAUCACGAUCCCUCCUACCAUUGGAACUCCGGAGAAUGUCACGACAACGACGGUGGUCGACAGCUCCGCCCUACCGCACGAGCGCAGCAGUCUGGCAAGGGAGAUUCGCAAAGCAAAUGUGAUUUUGCUGGUAUACUCAGAUCAUUACAGUUAUGAAAGAGUGGCGCUAUUCUGGUUACCAUACUUCCGGUCUCUGGGGGUUAACGUGCCUGUGGUGCUGUGCGCUCACAAGGCGGAUCUCGGAUCGGACCACAGUGAAACACAGGUCAUUGAGGAUGAAAUGCUGCCGUUGAUGGCCGAGUUCAAGGAGAUAGACUCGUGCAUCAGGGCUAGUGCUCGGGAACACCGCAAUGUCAACGAGGCUUUCUUCCUCUGUCAGAAGGCGGUUACCCACCCGAUUGCACCGUUGUUCGAUUCGAAGGAGUCGUCUCUGAAGCCGGCAGCGGUUGCGGCAUUGCAACGCAUCUUCUACCUCAGCGAUAAGGACCGGGAUGGCUAUCUUUCGGACAAGGAAAUCAAGGAUUUCCAAAUGAGAUGCUUCGAGAAAGCACUGAGCGAGGAGGAUUUGGUUCACAUCAAAGAAACUAUCCAGAAGACGUAUCCCGCUUCUGUGGCCCCGUCGGGAGUUGAUUGCAGGGGCUUCAUCCACUUGAACAAGUUAUAUGCGGAGAAAGGGCGUCAUGAAACUGUCUGGAUUAUCCUGCGGGCGUUUCAGUAUACCGACAAUCUCUCGCUGCAGGAGAAUUUUCUUCACCCCCGGUUCGAGGUCCCUCCGUUUGGGUCUGCAGAAUUGUCGCCAGAAGGCUACCGAUUCUUCGUGAAUCUCUUCCUCCUGUCAGACAAAGACAAUGACGGCGGCCUCAACGAUGCCGAACUGGCGUCCUUGUUUGCACCCACGCCCGGCUUGCCCGCUUCAUGGGCGGAUGGCUCAUUUCCCUCAUCGACAGUCCGCAACGAAGCGGGUCAUGUCACUCUUCAAGGGUGGCUUGCGCAAUGGAGUAUGACUACUUUUACAUCUCCUAAGACGACCUUGGAAUAUCUCGCCUACCUAGGAUUCGAAUCGUCAGACCGAAGCAAUCCAUCAACGACCGCGGCGUUGAAAGUCACGCGGCCACGCAAGCGUCGACGGCGUCCGGGGCGCGUCGGACGAAAUGUCGUCCUCGGCCAUGUGCUAGGUCCUCCGGGUUCCGGCAAGUCUGCGCUUCUAGAUGCCUUCUUGUCACGCGGCUUCAGUCCUACCUACCACCCGACUAUCAAACCCCGGACCGCGGUGAAUACAGUCGAGCUGCCCGGAGGCAAGCAGUGCUAUCUAAUCCUGGAUGAACUAGGUGAGCUGGAACCGGCUAUUCUCGAGAACCAAGCCAAGCUGGACCAGUGCGAUGUGAUCGCAUACACCUAUGACUCGUCGGACCCCGAUUCUUUUGCCUACAUCCCAGCAUUGCGUGCAAAAUAUCCACAUCUGGAAGAACUCCCGAGCGUGUUCAUUGCCCUCAAGGCCGAUCUAGACCGGACCACCCAACGAGCCGAGUACCAGCCACACGAAUAUACCGCCUUGUUGAAUAUGCCCAGUCCACCGCUCCAUGUUAGCGCCACUUGGAGUUCUAUCCAGGAGGUGUUCGUACACAUUGCCGAGGCGGCGAUGGAGCCCAGCACCGCGUUUCCCCGGAGCGAAGAGGAAGACGAAGGUAAAUGGAUGGCUUGGGGGAUUGCCCUGGGGGCGGUAGUAUGUGCGGGGGCUGCUGCGGUUAUGAUCUGGCGGCGAGUCAGCGGUAGUGGAGUAUGAAGCUUCGAGUUGCACUUAUCUAGAUACCCAUUGGGAUUGUCUUUCACGUUUCAUCUAUAUUGCUUGCUAGUUGAGACCGGUAUAUGGAGUACAAGGUGUAUUCAAGUACUGAACAUGAACUGGUGGCCCCUAUUACCGCCAGAUUGUGAGGACGAAUUCGCGUGCAUUGGAGAUGAACUCAGGCUAAGAUUACUCCGUCAUUACGUAGUAGGCUGUGAUCUAUCGGGACUCCAGAUUUGACAACAAUCGAUAUUACAGCCGACAAUCAUCUUCCUAGUCUGGAAAUUGGAGGUUGGAGCCAUACGCCAUGCUCCAACCCGCCUUGACAGCUCAGGAUGCGGCCCGGGGGCACUCCAUAGCAGUGUAUUCAAGAUGACACACAGAACAUACCAUAAUGGGCAUUAGGUCCAAAACAAUGGUUUUUAGACAGAUAUUCC
Molecule: messenger RNA, 2520 nt
Organism: Aspergillus glaucus CBS 516.65
Lineage: Eukaryota; Fungi; Ascomycota; Eurotiomycetes; Eurotiales; Aspergillaceae
Gene: gem1
Product: ERMES complex Ca(2+)-binding regulatory GTPase GEM1
Exons: 2
Coding region: 185-2083 (632 amino acids)
Biological process (GO): mitochondrion organization; signal transduction
Cellular component (GO): plasma membrane; mitochondrial outer membrane
Molecular function (GO): GTPase activity; calcium ion binding; GTP binding
Source: RefSeq, a predicted model, not a curated record